AUGUUCAGACUGGUGCAAGUUAACUUCACUAUCAUAAAUACCUCCUCCACUGGUGCCAGAGGGAAGCUGGGUCUUCCAGUCCUGUACAAACAGUGCUCUGAAUUGCUGAGCGGCACACUUUUAAACCUAGAUGCCACAGCAGUUGCAAAACCAGAGGUUUGUACUGAUAGCAAGUGUUCUGAAUAUGGCCCUAAAGAGCUUGUCCAUGGUCAUGCUGAGCUUGAAGUAGAACAGAAAGUUGACCCUGCGGGGGAGGAGUGCAGCUGGGCCGGCCUCUUCUCCUUCCAGGACCUGCGGGCUGUGCACCAGCAGCUGUGCUCGGUGAACUCGGAGCUGGAGCCCUACCUGCCUGCCUUCCCCGAGGAGCCCUCGGGCAUGUGGACGGUGCUUUUUGGAGCCCCGGAGCUAUCCGAGCAGGAGAUGGACGCGCUCUGCUACAAACUUCAAGUUUACCUGGUCCACAGCUUGGAUACCUGCGGCUGGAAGAUCCUUUCGCAGGUCCUCUUCACUGAGACUGACGACCCCGAAGAGUAUUAUGAGAGCCUGAGUGAGCUGCGACAGAAGGGGUACGAGGAGGUGCUGCAGCGGGCCCGCAGGCGAAUCCAGGAGCUUCUGGAAAAACAUAAGAACACGGAAAGCAUGGUAGAGCUGCUUGAACUGUAUCAAAUGGAAGAUGAAGCCUACAGUAGUCUUGCAGAAGCUACCACAGAGCUCUACCAGUACUUACUACAGCCAUUCCGAGAUAUGAGGGAACUUGCAAUGCUUAGAAGACAGCAGAUAAAGAUCUCAAUAGAGAAUGACUACCUAGGCCCCAGAAGAAUUGAGAGUCUGCAAAAAGAAGAUGCCGCUUGGCAGAGAAAAGCCCACAUGGAUCCUAUCCCUGUGUACGAUCGAAUGCGAGCAGACCAGAAAAAAUUUGGUAAGGCAGCAUGGGCAGCAGCAGUGGAACGUAUGGAAAAGCUUCAGUAUGCAGUUUCUAAGGAGACACUGCAGUUGAUGCGUGCUAAAGAAAUCUGUUUGGAGCAGAAGAAACAUGCAUUGAAAGAGGAGAUGCAGAGCCUGAAAGGUGGUACAGAAGCCAUAGCCCAUUUGGACCAGUUAGAAGCUGAUUAUUAUGAUCUACAGCUUCAAUUAUAUGAAGUGCAGUUUGAGAUCCUGAAAUGUGAAGAGCUGCUACUUACAGCCCAGCUUGAAAGCAUCAGAAGACUCAUGUCAGAGAAGAGAGAUGAAGUGGUAUAUUAUGACACUUACGAAAGUAUGGAAGCCAUGCUUGAAAAAGAGGAUAUGGCAACAUCUGUACACUUGCAAAAGGAGGAGCUGCAAAAGUUACAACAAAAAAUCCGCCAGCUGGAAGCAAGGCGUGGACGUAUUUCAGCCAAGAAAGCCUACCUCAGAAAUAAGAAGGAGAUCUGUAUUGCAAAGCAUAAUGAAAAGAUCCAGCAGCAUCACCAGAGUGAGGAGGAAUACAAAAUGCACCAUACUGUUCAGCUAAAGCGAGAUCAAUUAAAAGAUGAAGAGGAAAGAAAGAGCUCCUGGGUUAGUCAGGAACGACAGAAAACACUGGACAGACUUCGCACAUUUAAACAGCGGUACCCUGGGCAAGUAAUACUUAAAUCAACCAGACUACGGCUGGCUCAUGCAAGAAGAAAAUGUGCAGCCAGCUCAGUGUCCUGUGUUGAUCAGCCUCGAUCUUUGCCAGCAACCAUACAAAUCCAAGAGAAAAGUGAAGAAGUGGAAUUGGAAAAUACAGUUCGGCCUUUGCAGGUGCAGGAAUCCACAAGCUUAGAACAACUUCAAGAUAUUUCAUUACCUCCCAAUGGUGUUACCUCUGAACUGCCUCAUGUUAGUACUUCUCCACUCACCAGUAAUGAGCUUCAACCAGAGAUUGUUACUGUAGUACCGCUUCCACCCCCUUUGCCCCCACCACCUCCACCUCCACCUUUGCCUUCCAAGGAAGAUGCCACCAAAUCCUUAGAGAAAAGCAACAGCUUCGUUAAACAUCAGAGUGAGGAGAAGGGAGUCCAGCACUCUUCUGGUGUCCCACCAGCACAUCUGUUUGACAGCAGCCAGCUAGUCAGUGCCAAGAAGAAGCUUAAGAAGACUGGUGAUCUAGAGGGUUUGCAGAGGAGAAAAGUGAGUUCCCCGAUGGAUGAAGUGCUGGCUUCCUUGAAACGUGGCAGCUUUCACUUAAGAAAAGUUGAGCAGAGAAGUCUCCCUCCUUUUCCUGAUGAAGAUGAUAGCAAUAACAUCUUGGCACAGAUCAGGAAAGGGGUGAAACUGAAGAAAGUACAGAAAGAUGUUUUGAGAGAAUCCUUUACAAUUCUGCCUGAUACUGACCCUCUGACAAGGAGCAUCCAUGAAGCAUUGCGACGAAUUAAGGAAGCAUCACCUGAAUCAGAGGAUGAAGAGGAGAGUUUGCCUUGCACAGACUGGGAAAAUUAA
Molecule: messenger RNA, 2442 nt
Organism: Nipponia nippon (crested ibis)
Lineage: Eukaryota; Metazoa; Chordata; Aves; Pelecaniformes; Threskiornithidae
Source: RefSeq, a predicted model, not a curated record